Molecule: messenger RNA, 579 nt
Organism: Tinamus guttatus (white-throated tinamou)
Lineage: Eukaryota; Metazoa; Chordata; Aves; Tinamiformes; Tinamidae
Source: RefSeq, a predicted model, not a curated record
AUGACAGAUGCCUUGGACUUGGUGGUUUUGCGGCCGGGACUCAUACCCUGCUCUCGCCUCCUGAUUACAAGCGACAUCCCCGCAAUUUUUGCAGCCUCUCCCCAGGGUCUGAGGCAGGGGUUAGCCCCGUUCUGUUUGCAGCUCUUCGAGCGGCCUCGUCCUACUCGCAGAGCUCCCGCGGGGGACGAUCCGCCCGUUUUGGUCGCUCUUCUUCUCACCGUGCCCUUCUUCCCCGCAGUGAAAACCCGCACGAAAGACAAGUACCGCGUGGUGUACACGGACCACCAGCGGCUGGAGCUGGAGAAGGAGUUUCACUACAGCCGCUAUCUCACGCGGAGGCGCAGGGUCGAGAUCGCGCACAGCCUCUGCCUCUCCGAGCGCCAGAUCAAGAUCUGGUUCCAGAACCGGCGCAUGAAAUGGAAAAAAGAUCACAAGUUACCAAAUACCAAGAUCAGGUCUAAUUCCUCGAGCUCCUCGGGCAGCCUGCAGCUACAGCAAGGAGCUUCCCAAAGCCGAUCCAAUGGACCAGCCAGCAGCCUAUAACUGUUCCGUGUGUGGAUGAGAGCGUGUCUGUGGGUA